This is a messenger RNA of Apus apus (common swift), 703 nucleotides long. RefSeq names its product nucleophosmin/nucleoplasmin 2 (gene NPM2). Bases 64 to 657 code for a protein of 197 amino acids. The record is from RefSeq and is a predicted model, not a curated record. Gene Ontology annotation, biological process: positive regulation of DNA replication; chromatin remodeling. Gene Ontology annotation, cellular component: nucleolus; nucleoplasm; cytoplasm. NCBI's taxonomy places the organism in Eukaryota, Metazoa, Chordata, Aves, Apodiformes, Apodidae. Gene Ontology annotation, molecular function: histone binding; RNA binding; chromatin binding. The transcript has 9 exons.
UCACGGUCUUGGGGGGGGUCCCCACAGAGCAGCACCGUGUGCUCCCCUAGGGAUCCCAGCCCCAUGUCCCUGCUGGACAGCACUGAUGUGGACAGCAAAUAUGAGAAGAUCGUCUCCCUCAUCUGGGGCUGUGAGCUGAGCAGCCGGCAGGACUCCUACACCUUCCCAGUGUCUGAGGACUGGCAGGGGGAGCAGCAACUGGCCCUACGCACGAUCUGCCUGGGGGAGACAGCACGGGAUGAGUUCCACGUGGUGGAGAUCGUGCCCACGGAGGAAGGGGGUGCUUGUACCCCCGUGCCCCUGGCCACCCUGAAACCCACCGUGCUGCCCAUGGCCACCCUGGUGGGAGUGGAGUUGACACCUCCGGUCACUUUCCGCCUGAGAACUGGAUCUGGGCCCGUCUACAUCAGUGGGCAGCACUUCUCUAUGGUGCCCGGUCUGUCCUGGGAUGAGGAGGAGGAGGAGGAGGAAGAGGAGGAGGAUGCUGAGGAGGAAGAGUCCCCUAGGAAGCCCCCCAAGGGCCAAGCUGCCAAGAAGAGCAAGAAGAAGAAGCAGGAAAAGAAGGAUGAGCUGAAUAACCUCUCCUCUGAGGAUCCCCUUCCCAGCAAGCAGGGUCGUGGAGCUGGACGGGGUAGAAAAGCAGCAGCCAAGAAGUAGCAGGAGCUGCCAACCCAGGUGCAGGGCUAAGCCUGGAAUAGUUGGG